AUGCUCAAUGAAGACAAUGUAGCUGGUCAAGCAGAUGGGAAAGGCAGUCCAGCUCUAGGAGGAUCGACAGAUGUGGAGACGGACUGUCCGUCACGUGACGGGUACGUGUGGCUGCGAGCAUAUCGCACGUGCAUCAAGUUUUACCAGACUCCCAUGAUCUUCAUGUACGCGUACAGAACCUGUACAAGUGUCGGUACACGACUCGCUGUACUCAACACAACAGCAAAGUACAAAGCUGUUACAACAUACCUGACAGCCAACGGCAUCUCAGUUAUGCGGAUCUCCAUUGGAGGGGCGCGAGAUGGAGCAAUCAAUGGCAGCAGAACAACGUGGAGCAGUGCUCUUCAUCCCCUGUACUGGGUGAAUGGAAUGAAAAUGGCUUUCAGUGGGCCUGACACCUUCUGGUCGAGUGGAAACCCUGACAACUUUUACGGAAUUGAAGGAUGUCUUGAACUCUACUGGAACUUCUGGAAUGACGGACAGUGUGAUUUACUUAAACCAUUCAUCUGCGAAAAGGUUCUGAACUGA
This is a messenger RNA of Pomacea canaliculata, 528 nucleotides long. Its product is annotated as perlucin-like. The transcript is spliced from 3 exons. The record is from RefSeq and is a predicted model, not a curated record. The coding region runs from base 1 to 528 and encodes 175 amino acids. NCBI's taxonomy places the organism in Eukaryota, Metazoa, Mollusca, Gastropoda, Architaenioglossa, Ampullariidae.